UCUGUGGGGAGAACCAUGGAGGAAUUUAAAACCUCUGUAACCGUGGCAGCCCACAAAAAGAUCACCUUUGAACUCACUUAUGAGGAACUGCUGAAACGCACCCAUGGAAAAUACGAGCUACUAAUCCAUGCUCAACCCAUGCAGCCUGUGAAAGACUUCAAGGUUGAUGUGUAUAUUCAUGAAAAAGCAGGCAUCAGUUACAUUGGUGUGAAAGGAGGACUUAGCACCAAAGCUUUGGCCAAUGCCAUCACCAAAACCCUUGCAGACAAACAGGCAUGGGUAUAUUUCUAUCCUACAGAAGACCAACAAAGAGCCUGCGACAGCUGUGGAGAGCAAGGUAUGAAUGGAGAUCUGGUCAUUUCAUAUGACGUCAAUCGAGACAAUGGGCUGGGUGAUAUCAAGACUUCGGAUGGAUACUUUGUCCAUCACUUUGCUCCAUCUAACCUUGCCAGAAUACCCAAGAAUGUCGUCUUUGUUAUUGAUAAAAGUGGCUCAAUGAGUGGCAGAAAAAUACAACAGUCUGUAAUUUCAUGUGUCAUUAUAGGAGUAACAAAUAUUGAGAUAAUACAAACAAAUGUGAGACAGGCGAUUGCAGGAGCAUUUCCACUAUACUGCCUUGGUUUUGGUUUUGAUGUCAACUUUGAGUUCUUGGAGAAGAUGUCAUUGGAAAACAGUGGUGUAGCAAGACGGAUUUAUGAAGACUCUGAUGCUGAUUUACAGCUCAAGGGUUUCUAUGAAGAGGUGGCCACUCCUCUCCUCAAAGAUGUGAUAAUGGUAUAUGCCGGUGCAACCAAUCUGACGCAGACAAAUUUCAGUCAGUAUUAUAACGGCUCUGAGCUUGUGGUGGCUGGUGAGCUCAUUGACAACAACAUUGAAACAUUUGUGCCACAAGUUGUGGCCAUCUCAAGCAAUAGAAAAGUAAUAUUCUCUCAAAAAAAUGACUCCGUGGAUACUUCAACUGGAACAGUCACUGGUGGACUUCUUCAGAGGGUCUGGGCCUACCUCACUGUUAAACAACUUUUGGAGAAAGAACCUGGGUCUAAGAAUAGCAAACCCAAUGCUUUGUCCAGGGUGUUUGAGGUGGACAGGGAUAGUCUCAGUGGGGCUGAGGAGAGUGUCUUGCCUGAAUCUCUGAGAUGUGCGAGAGAUUGUGGCAGCCUGCCCUCAGUGUCCCACAUUGCCAUGAACUUUGUUAAAGGGUUGCCUUUCUCUGAUGGUAACAUUGUCAUCCCCACUAUCAUUCUCUAA
Molecule: messenger RNA, 1248 nt
Organism: Cyprinodon variegatus (sheepshead minnow)
Lineage: Eukaryota; Metazoa; Chordata; Actinopteri; Cyprinodontiformes; Cyprinodontidae
Product: inter-alpha-trypsin inhibitor heavy chain H3-like
Exons: 9
Source: RefSeq, a predicted model, not a curated record